GGGAAGAGAGAGAGACUGGGGUUGUCUAUGGUUAGGUGUAACGUUUGCUCGCUCGGUGCCGUCGUUACAUGUGUGAGGAAAAGGGAAGGGGGGAGGCUGACAAUUGGGCUUUACAGCUAAUUCGGCACCCGAAAGCGCUGCGCUCCGAUGGGGUCGACGGGGAUGAAAUGACGAUGUCUAACGUUUACUUCCGACGAUGACAACGCUCUCCUUUACUUGAAGUUUAAACCCAGUGGGUAGAAGACCUCCAUGCCCACCCUUCCUUUUACCCAAUCCAGUCCCUGUAACCCGACGAAUUUCCCCUCCUACUUUAUCCCGCCGCUUUCACCCCUCCAUAGACCACACCCUGCUGCUCCGCCCAAACGCAACCAAGCCAAGGAUUUUCAACAGCACAUACUAAGAGCCAAUCAGGAGCCUUGAAGCCAUUCAGGAAUUAACAAUACAACUCGUAAUCUACCUGAACAUUGAGGAAAAAGCUGCGGAUAAUUAAUCCACAAAGAGGAAAACAACAGAAAAAUUCUGAUAAACUGGCAGUACGUGUCUACCUUUGAAGAAGAGCACAGCAAUUAGGAUAUUCCGCCAAGGUGGAGAAGAAAGCUGAAACGAUUAAUAGGGGGUGGAAACAGAAAGAAGGAAGAUAUAAAGGGAAAAAAAUGAGAAAUUGCACCAUUCACACAGUUUAACUGCGUAAAACACACACCAGUCACUCAAACGAAGUCUGAGCACUCGCAUAGUAUAUUAGAAUAUAUCUGCAAUACUAUACACAACAUUAUAUAUACACAUCAAACAUCCACUGAACACACAAUACCCAUCUGUACUGCAAACAUUCCCACACACUAUUAUCACACUCUAUCAGACUCCAAAUGCUCAUAUAAACAACCUUAGAAUCGCAAACACUACCGGAUCUGACGCGUAAGCAGUCCACGCUGUGAAUCCCAGAAAUCCCCCUUUUGGAAACUUGUGUGGACCAGACAUACACAAGCUCACCCUUAACCUCUCUCACGCUAUCAGAUAACAACCUCACGCACUCGUUCACACCUUCCACGGCCUCAAGAUGAUGUGUGAGGUGAUGCCCACCAUCUCAGAGGAUGGACGAGGAGGCGGAGGAGGCCCGUCCUCUCCUGCUGGAGGAGGUGGUGGUUUGGGGGGCGGUGCAGGGGGCAUGGGCGGUGGGUAUGGGGGCCGAGAGGCUCGUGGUGGGGACGAGGGAGGGAGCACCGGAAACCUGGAGUCUCUGAUGGUGAACAUGCUGACAGAGAGAGAGAGGCUGCUGGAGAGUCUCAGAGAGACCCAGGACAGUCUCGGCACGGCACAGUUACGUCUGCGAGAGCUGGGUCACGAGAAGGACUCGCUGCAGAGACAACUGUCCAUUGCACUGCCACAGGAGUUUGCAGUGUUGACCAAAGAGCUGAAUGUAUGUCGAGAGCAGCUGCUGGAGAGAGAGGAAGAAAUCGCUGAGCUCAAGGCGGAGAGGAACAACACACGGCUCCUGCUGGAGCACCUGGAGUGUCUGGUGUCUCGUCACGAGCGUUCUCUGAGGAUGACUGUGGUAAAGAGACAGGCUCAGUCUCCUGCUGGAGUCUCCAGUGAGGUCGAGGUGCUCAAAGCCCUCAAGUCUCUAUUUGAACAUCACAAAGCCCUGGAUGAAAAGGUGCGUGAAAGAUUGCGUGUGGCUUUAGAGAGAGUCGCUGUUUUAGAAGAAGAGCUGGAGACGUCUACAAAUGAGGUUCUAUCUUUGCGGGAUCAGAUUAAAAGGCGAGAACGGGGUUUGGACAACGGAAAGGAACGGCUUCCCAACGGCCCCUCUUCUCUCUUGGAUGAUGGAGAGAUCGACAGACAGAGAGAGGGAGAGAUAGAGAGACAGAGAGCAGAACUUUCUCAGUUAAAGGAGAGACUGGCUCUUAUGUGCAGACAGGUUGGCGAGAUCGAGGAACAGCUCACCACGGCCAGGAGGGAAUUAGCUAAAUCUGAGGAAGCCAAUCAGAAGCUUCAGAGGGACGUAAAAGAGGCGCUGUGUCAAAGAGAAGACAUGGAAGAACGGAUCACCACUUUGGAGCGCAGGUACCUCAGUGCCCAGAGGGAGGCAACAUCUCUCCAUGACAUCAAAGACAAGCUGGAGAACGAGCUUGCCAGCAAAGAAUCUUUAUACAGACAGAGUGAAGAAAAGAACCGGCAGCUCCAGGAGCGUCUGGAUGAUGCUAAGCAAAAGCUACAGCAGACCCUCCAGAGGGCUGAGACGCUGCCUGAGAUCGAGGCGCAGCUCGCCCAGAGGGUGGCGGCGCUUAACAAGGCGGAGGAACGCCACGGCAACUUUGAGGAGCGACUGAGGCAGCUGGAGGCACAACUGGAGGAGAAGAAUCAGGAGUUACAGAGGGCGAGGCAGAGGGAGCGGAUGAAUGACGAACACAACAAGCGUCUCUCCGACACGGUGGACAAGCUUCUGUCAGAGUCCAAUGAGAGACUUCAACUGCACCUGAAGGAGAGAAUGGCUGCCCUGGAGGAGAAGAACGCUCUCUCUGAGGAGCUGGCAAAUAUGAAGAAGAUCCAAGAUGAUCUCUUAGCAAACAAGGAUCAACUCAUUGCAGAGCUGGAGAGGCUUCAGCUAGAGCUGGACCAGCUGAGAGGAAGACCCGGUUCUUCAUACUCACGGUCUCUGCCUGGAAGCGCUCUGGAGCUCAGAUACUCCCAAGGAGGUGGGUCACUUCCUGCCGGCUCCACCACCCACCUGGAUCACUAUGGGAACACAGGCACUGGAGGCGUGGUCAGACGGACCCAUCGUGGACGUUGGGGCGGGGCCAGAGAGGAUGCUAGCAAAUAUGGAGACUGGGACAACGGGGCUUUGCUGGGCACUGGCUUUGAGGGCGGCGUGGAGGACAGGUGUUCUGAUGAUGAAGAGGAUCGGGAGACGCUCUUCGGCUCAGAGCUGCUCUCACCGAGCGGGCAGACGGAUGUGCAGACUCUCGCCAUCAUGUUGCAGGAACAGCUGGAGGCCAUCAAUAAAGAGAUUAAGCUGAUUCAGGAAGAGAAAGAAAGCACAGAGCUUCGUGCUGAAGAGAUCGAGAGUCGGGUCAGCAGCGUGGCUCUGGACGGCCCGCCCAUUCCUCCCACCUCUUUUGGGCGGGACAGCACAGGACGGGGCUUCAUCCCCCCCUCCCUCACAUCCUCCACUCUGGCAUCACCGUCUCCACCCAGUUCUGGGCACUCCACCCCCCGCCUGCCCCACUCCCCAGCACGCGAGACAGACAGACAGAACAACAAAGAAGACGAUAGGUCCCUGGCCCUUCUGGACUCCACCCCUCCGCCCACUCCUCGCGCACUGCGAUUGGACAGGAUGACGCACACUCAUCCCGGCGCGAUGUUGGAUGACAGCCGUGAGUUCCGCAGCCUCUCAGCUGAUGGAAGCAGCUCGAACAGCAGUCAGGACUCCCUCCACAAGGCCAGCAAAAAGAAAAGCAUCAAGUCUUCCAUCGGCCGGCUCUUUGGAAAGAAGGAAAAGGUCAGGAUGGGUCAGCCUGGACGUGAGUCAGCAUCUCUGGCCUCCACUCCCUCUGAUGAUCUGGGCUCCAUGGAUCCUCUCGGGCUCACCAAGAUGGCCGGUCCGGUGGAUAAGGACCGUCGCAGCAAGAAAAAGCAUGAACUUUUGGAGGAGGCAUGUCGACAGGGUCUGCCCUUUGCAUCCUGGGAUGGACCCACUGUUGUCUCCUGGCUUGAACUGUGGGUGGGCAUGCCGGCAUGGUACGUGGCAGCGUGUCGGGCCAACGUCAAGAGUGGAGCUAUCAUGGCUAACCUGUCAGAUACAGAGAUCCAGAGGGAGAUCGGCAUCAGUAACCCGCUGCACCGCCUCAAACUGAGACUGGCCAUUCAGGAAAUGGUGUCCCUGACCAGCCCCUCCGCCCCGGCCAGCACUCGCUCCUCGACCAGUAACGUGUGGAUGACUCAUGCUGAGAUGGAGUCCCUGACCGCGGCAACCAAACCAGAGCUGAAAGAGAUUAGCUGGGAUCAGAUCCUGGCCUAUGGAGAUAUGAACCAUGAGUGGGUGGGCAACGAUUGGCUCCCCAGUCUGGGUUUGCCCCAGUACAGAAGCUACUUCAUGGAAUCGCUGGUGGAUGCCCGGAUGUUGGACCAUCUGACCAAGAAAGAGCUACGUGGGCAGCUCAAGAUGGUGGACAGUUUCCACAGGGUGAGCCUGCAUUAUGGCAUCAUGUGCCUGAAGCGCCUCAAUUAUGACCGCAAGGAGCUGGAGAGGAGGAGAGACGAGAGCCAGCACCAGAAUAAAGAUGUGAUGGUGUGGUCAAAUGAACGCGUGAUGUGUUGGGUUCAGUCUAUCGGCUUGAAGGAGUACGCAGAUAAUCUGACCGAGAGCGGUGUGCACGGAGCCCUGCUUGCGCUCGACGACACCUUUGACUAUACUGACCUCGCCCUGCUCCUGCAAAUACCCAAUCAAAACACACAGGCUCGACAACUUCUGGAGAAGGAAUACAACUCUCUUAUCGCCAUGGGAACAGAGAGGAGGCCGGACGAGGAUGGCACAAAGACGUUUACCCGCUCUCCUUCAUGGAGGAAGAUGUUCCGGGAGAAGGAUCUGAGGGGGGUUACCUCUGACUCCUCAGAGACUCUGCCUGCUAACUUCCGUGCCUCAGCCAUCUCUACUCCCUCAGUCACCCUGAGAAAAGUCCAGAGCGAUGCAUCUCCAAGGCCAGAGUCUGGCUCUGUGAGGACGUACUCCUGUUGAGACACCGCAAAGGAGGUGCUGUUGUCAGAGAGCUGGAAUCGGCUUUACAUUUCAUUCACGGGGAGGAGGGGGGAAUAAGCAGAAAAAAGCAAUGAAUAUAUACAUUUAUAAAUAUAACUCUACUGGUCUGACCAUUCUGCAAUAACAGAAGAGGAGAGGAAAAAAACGAAGGAGAAA
This is a messenger RNA of Triplophysa rosa, 4909 nucleotides long. It is a transcript of the gene ppfia3, whose product is annotated as PTPRF interacting protein alpha 3. The record is from RefSeq and is a predicted model, not a curated record. Lineage: Eukaryota; Metazoa; Chordata; Actinopteri; Cypriniformes; Nemacheilidae. Gene Ontology annotation, molecular function: protein binding. Gene Ontology annotation, biological process: synapse organization. Gene Ontology annotation, cellular component: presynaptic active zone. The transcript has 32 exons. Bases 1055 to 4732 code for a protein of 1225 amino acids.